UGAUCCAAACGACGUCGUUUACGGAAAAUGGACUUUUCUUUUUUACCUACCAUUGAAAACAAAUUUUAGAGAGCGACCUGCGUGAGUACUAAAUUUUACACCUGCUUCAAGAUGCUCUCCUCUUCCUCAGCUCAAAUUCGAACUCUCCAUUCCUCAAUUUCCCAUUCACUCUCUCCCAAAAUCCGAUCGUACCUAUCUAAGAAUUCGACAUUGCGCGCCAGAAUAAGCAGCUGUGGUUUUCCCCCGACGUCCAUCCGUUCAAUUUCAUCGGCUACAACCACCAUAAUGGCCUCCGCAGAGGAAGCUAGAGUGCCACCUGCAAUUCCGCCACCAACUCCUCCCGUUACCAAGUUUAAGAUUGCACUUUGCCAGCUAGCAGUUACUACUGACAAGGAAAAGAACAUUGCUCAUGCUCGUCAUAUAAUCGAGGGUGCUGCAGCAAAGGGUGCUAAGCUGAUUCUUCUUCCUGAAAUUUGGAACAGUCCAUAUUCAAAUGAUAGUUUUCCAGUAUAUGCAGAGGAUAUUGAUGCUGGUGGUGAUGCAUCGCCUUCAACAGCAAUGCUGUCUGAGCUUUCUCGUAGUCUAAAGAUAACGAUAGUUGGUGGCUCAAUCCCCGAACGAAGUGGUGACAGAUUGUAUAAUACUUGCUGUGUCUUUGAUACAGAUGGAACGCUUAAAGCUAAGCACAGGAAGAUUCAUUUGUUUGACAUUGACAUUCCUGGUAAAAUGACCUUCAAAGAAUCAAAGACCCUUACAGCAGGGGAGACUCCCACUAUCGUCGACACAGAUGUUGGACGUAUUGGUAUAGGCAUAUGCUAUGACAUUCGGUUCCAAGAACUAGCAGCGAUAUAUGCUGCCAGAGGUGCCCACUUGAUUUGCUAUCCAGGGGCCUUUAACAUGACUACUGGUCCCCUUCAUUGGGAGUUAUUGCAGCGGGCACGGGCAGCGGAUUGUCAGUUGUAUGUAGCUACUUGUUCACCAGCUAGAGACACUGGUUCUAGUUAUGUGGCUUGGGGGCAUUCUACUCUUGUCGGGCCAUUUGGUGAAGUACUUGCAACCACAGAACAUGACGAGGCGAUAGUCAUAUCCGAGAUUGAUUAUUCCCUUAUUGAGCAAAGAAGAACAUACCUACCAUUCCAGACACAACGACGAGGAGAUCUUUACCAGCUUGUUGAUGUCCAGAGACUUGGCUCAACAAAAACUGGUUAAGGUGGAAGCAGGAUACUGUUGGUCUGUUGGAAUUCAAUUCUGUCUCUACUUAACAACGGCAAUAGCUUUUGGUUUUUCUUUCCUCAAGACUCAAGUUGCAAUGCACAUGGGUUUAUGUAAACCUAGUCAGCCCCUCUUUUGUAUUGCUUGUAGGAAUGAAUAGAAACGAGGCACAUUUAUUCAACUCAUGACUUGUUUUUUCGAAAGAAAUUUGAAAUUUGAAUAUAUGUGAUAUAUUCUAUUCGAGGAA
This is a messenger RNA of Salvia hispanica, 1459 nucleotides long. RefSeq names its product omega-amidase, chloroplastic-like. Gene Ontology annotation, cellular component: mitochondrion. NCBI's taxonomy places the organism in Eukaryota, Viridiplantae, Streptophyta, Magnoliopsida, Lamiales, Lamiaceae. The record is from RefSeq and is a predicted model, not a curated record. Gene Ontology annotation, molecular function: omega-amidase activity. Gene Ontology annotation, biological process: L-glutamine metabolic process; oxaloacetate metabolic process.